AGUUCAUUCAAAAAAGCGAUGGCCCUCUGUUUGUUUCCUUAGAAAAUUUCCCAUGGAAAGGACGGAGAUUUUCCUCUCAUUUUCUCUCCUUGUUUGCAUUUUGAAUUUGGGUGGGUCGGCAUUUGGAAAAGCAAACGACUAUGUCAGGGAUGCAUGCUCUGUUACGAGAUACCAAGACCUCUGCAUCCACUCUCUGGCUCCGUUUUCACACAUUGCGAAGAGAAGUCCGAGCAAGUGGGCUCGGGCGGGGGUUUCAGUAACCCUGGCUGAGGUCAAGGAAGUGGCACAAUACUUAACCAAGCUGAAGAAAUCCAAACAUGUGAUUGGGAGAAAAGGAGUGGCUCUGUCGGACUGCGUGGAGGUCUUUGGAAACGCCGUGGACGAGCUGCACAAGUCAUUAGCGGUGCUAAGGAAGCUUAAUGCGAGGAAUUUCGAGGAGCAGAUCGAGGACUUGACGACGUGGCUGAGCGCGGUGCUUACGGAUGAAGACACUUGCUUGGAAGGUUUAAAGGGCACUGACUGUCUGAGUAGAAAGGAAUUGAGGAUGCUGCAGAAUCGAGUCUUGAAUACUACUUAUUUUACCAGCAAUGCUCUGGCUCUGGUUAACAAGCUCGCCACAACUGGGUUGGGAAGCUUCGAUGGUCCCUGAGUAGCUGAAGAUCGAUAGAUGACCUAUACUAGAAUAAAAUUACUGAAACACAAAUAUCUCUAGAUGAUAUUUUGUUUGUUUUGGGUAUAAUAUGUACCGCCUUAUGUAUUUCUAUUAUUGUAAAUGCAUUAAAUCUAAUAACAUCUG
Rubroshorea leprosula is the source of this 796-nucleotide messenger RNA. Lineage: Eukaryota; Viridiplantae; Streptophyta; Magnoliopsida; Malvales; Dipterocarpaceae. The record is from the annotation of a GenBank genome assembly.